This is a messenger RNA of Centrocercus urophasianus (Greater sage-grouse), 801 nucleotides long. RefSeq names its product fibroblast growth factor 16 (gene FGF16). The transcript is spliced from 3 exons. The coding region runs from base 1 to 624 and encodes 207 amino acids. The record is from RefSeq and is a predicted model, not a curated record. Gene Ontology annotation, biological process: animal organ morphogenesis; positive regulation of protein phosphorylation; fibroblast growth factor receptor signaling pathway. Lineage: Eukaryota; Metazoa; Chordata; Aves; Galliformes; Phasianidae. Gene Ontology annotation, molecular function: growth factor activity; fibroblast growth factor receptor binding. Gene Ontology annotation, cellular component: cytoplasm.
AUGGCCGAGGUGGGCGGCUUCCUGGGCGCGCUGGACCCCGACCUGCACGGCUUCCCCCCCGCGCUGGGCGGGCUGCCCCUCGCCGACUCGCCCGGCUUCCUCAACGAGCGCCUGGGGCAGAUCGAGGGGCGGCUGCAGCGGGGCUCCCCCACCGACUUCGCGCACCUCAAAGGCAUCCUGCGGCGGCGGCAGCUCUACUGCCGCACCGGCUUCCACCUGGAGAUCUUCCCCAACGGCACGGUGCACGGCACCCGGCAGGACCACAGCCGCUUCGGGAUUUUGGAGUUCAUCAGCCUGGCGGUGGGGCUGGUUAGUAUCCGUGGAGUGGAUUCAGGACUCUACCUCGGCAUGAACGAGAGAGGCGAGCUGUAUGGGUCGAAGAAGCUCACAAGGGAAUGUGUUUUCCGAGAGCAGUUUGAAGAGAACUGGUACAACACGUACGCCUCCACGCUCUACAAGCACGCGGACUCGGAGAGGCAUUACUACGUGGCUCUGAACAAGGACGGCUCCCCCCGCGAGGGGUACAGGACUAAGAGACAUCAGAAAUUCACUCACUUUUUACCAAGGCCCGUGGACCCUGCUAAAAUACCUGCAAUGUACAGAGACCUCUUCCACUACAGGUGAUGUUUCCUGCAGCUGCCCUAUCGAUGUACAUACUUGGGCUCCCAAGCUUUUUCCCAGAGCACUAUAUUAAUAGUCAUUCCAUCAUUCCUGUAAAUGUAGAUGACAUAGGAAAGCACUUACGUUGAAUCCAGACACUGCUGUUCCUCCUUGUUUCACAUGUAUAUCAAACCUGGGUUA